Messenger RNA from Gadus morhua (Atlantic cod), 2454 nucleotides. Its product is annotated as neuronal acetylcholine receptor subunit alpha-2-like. The record is from RefSeq and is a predicted model, not a curated record. Gene Ontology annotation, biological process: monoatomic ion transmembrane transport. Lineage: Eukaryota; Metazoa; Chordata; Actinopteri; Gadiformes; Gadidae. Gene Ontology annotation, cellular component: postsynaptic membrane. Gene Ontology annotation, molecular function: transmembrane signaling receptor activity; acetylcholine-gated monoatomic cation-selective channel activity.
AGAAGAGAGGGAGGGAGGGAGAGAGAGUGCGAGAGAAAGAGGCGGAGAGAGAGAGAGAGAUAGAGAGAGGGAGAGGGAGAGAGAGACACUGUUUAGAAGGCAUCCAGUGGAGGUAGUCAGUGCCUGCCUGCCCAGCGUCAGGUCCUUGCUCCACCCGACGGGUGGUGUUCAGCCAGGACGGAGAGGAGCUGCACCAGAGAUGGAGGACACCACCGCGCCUUCCCAAGGGGCGCCCUCCCUCCUCCUGCCGGCCUUCUGACCUGUCUCUCCCCGGUCUCUCCCGCCCGGACCCCCUCUCUCUCUCACUGCCUUCCCCCGCAGUCUCCGAGCCUGGGAGAAGUUUCCAGCCCUGAUCACGAGUGUGUGUGGACCCCUGAGACCGCCAUGCCGGGCGGGAGCUAGCGGAGGCGCGGUGAGGACCUCUCUCCCCCAGACCCGCCAUGGAGCGGAACACCUUCUUACCCCUGAUGGUGAUGCUGCUCUCCGGCCCCUCGCAAGUGGGCUCCCAGGGGGCCCGAGGCCACGCGGAGGAGCGGCUCCUGAAGGACCUGUUCGUCCGCUACAACAAGCUGUCCCGGCCCGUCGCCAACACCUCCGACGUGGUGCUGGUCCGCUUCGGCCUCUCCAUCGCCCAGCUCAUCGACGUGGAUGAGAAGAACCAGAUGAUGACGACCAACGUGUGGGUCAAGCAGGAGUGGAAUGACUACAAGCUCCAGUGGAAACCGCAGGACUACGAGAACGUCACGUCCAUCCGCAUCCCGUCUGAGAUCAUCUGGAGGCCGGACAUCGUGCUCUACAACAACGCCGACGGGGACUUCGCCGUGACCCACCUGACCAAGGCGCACCUGUUCCACGACGGCCACAUCAAGUGGACGCCGCCGGCCAUCUACAAGUCGUCGUGCAGCAUCGACGUCACCUUCUUCCCCUUCGACCAGCAGAACUGCAAGAUGAAGUUCGGCUCGUGGACGUACGACCGCGCCAAGAUCGACCUGAUCAGCAUGUCCAACCAGGUGGACCAGAUGGACUACUGGGAGAGCGGCGAGUGGGUGAUCAUCAACGCCGUGGGCAAGUACAACACCAAGAAGUACGAGUGCUGCAUCGAGAUCUACCCGGACAUCACCUACUACUUCAUCAUCCGCCGGCUGCCCCUCUUCUACACCAUCAACCUCAUCAUCCCCUGCCUGCUCAUCUCCUGCCUGACCGUGCUGGUCUUCUACCUGCCCUCGCAGUGCGGUGAGAAGAUCACGCUGUGCAUCUCGGUGCUGCUGUCGCUCACCGUGUUCCUGCUGCUCAUCACCGAGAUCAUCCCGUCCACCUCGCUGGUGAUCCCGCUCAUCGGCGAGUACCUCCUCUUCACCAUGAUCUUCGUCACGCUCAGCAUCAUCAUCACCGUGUUCGUGCUCAACGUGCACCACCGCUCGCCCAAGACCCACGGCAUGCCCCACUGGGUGCGCCGGGUCUUCCUGGACGUGGUUCCCCGCGUCCUCUUCAUGAAGCGGCCGUCCACCACCGCCAAGCAGAACUGCAAGAAGCUGAUCGAGAUGCUGCACCGGCCCACCGUCAACGCCACGCCGGGCAGCUCCCAGUCGCUGUGGGCCAACAUGGACACGCGCGUGGGCGUGAUGAACCAGCUGGUGGACUCGCUGUCCUCCUCGCCGUCCCAGAGCCCCGACAUCCUGGUGUGCUCGCCGUCGCCGCCGCCCUCCCCCAUGCUGGGUCUGGACCUGGGGGAGCAUCCGCUGAAGCCCCAGCUCUCCCGUCGCUGCUCCCCCUCCUCCUCCGGCGGCGGCGGCGGCGGUGGCGUCGGAGGCGGGGGCCAGUACUCCGUGUUCCAGGACCGCUCUCGCCGGGGGUCCCGCUCCCCGUCCGGCUCCCUGGAGCCCAGCCUGUCCCUGGGGCCCGCCCUGUCCCUGGUGGCCCUGGCCGCGGCCCCCGGCCCCGAGCCGAAGCCGUUGGCGCAGAACGGCCGCUCGCUGAGCGCCGAGGGCGUCGCCGGCGGCGAGGGGGGCGGGCUCGCGGCCGACGUGCACCGCUGCCGCUCGGGGAGCUUCCAGUUCUGCUGUCUCCACGACGACGAGGCGGCGCCGGCCCGGGCCGGGGGGGCCACCGGGAGGAGCAGGAACCCGGCCCUGAAGGAGCCCGCCGCGGAGGGGGCCCCAGAGCCCGGGAAGGAGGCGGGGCUCCGGCCGGACUUGGGGGUCUCCGUGCUGUCCCCGGCCGUGCAGCGGGCCAUCGAGGGGGUCCAGUACAUCGCGGACCACCUCAGGGCGGAGGACGCAGACUUCUCGGUGAAGGAGGACUGGAAGUACGUGGCCAUGGUCAUCGACCGCAUCUUCCUCUGGAUGUUCGUCCUGGUCUGCAUACUGGGCUCCGUCGGCCUUUUCCUGCCCGCCUGGCUGGCGGGAAUGAUUUAGGCCCCCCCCCCCAGGUCCCCCAUCCCCCCCCCCCCAGGUC